AAAAAAAUCGAGAAGCCACGCUUGGACUGAACAAACGCCGCAAUGGCCCCCUUCUGCAACCACCACACUCAUCUUACUUAUUCUUUCCACCCACCAUUUCCAAACCCUAACCCUCACCUUACUUCCUCACAGAUACGCUUCUCAGUCCUUUCCAGAGCUCAUUUUCCUUAUAGGAAGCGGCUCUCUACUGACACUGUACACCAACAGCGGCAUGGGAAAAGAAAAGGAUAUAUCUUUGCUCAGAACUUUAAUGAAUUUGCUAGAGAUGGAGGAACUACUGAGACUUCUCAACCUCCAUUAUCCUCAGAUACAGAUACAUUUAGGAGCAGGAAAGGUAAUGUCGAGGACGGUUAUGUUGGUUUAUUUAUUCGGAUGCUUGGGAUGGACAAUGAUCCUCUAGAUAGAGAACAGGCCAUUAAUGCUUUGUGGAGAUAUUCACAAGGGGGAAAGGAGAGCAUUGAUGAGAUUGUGAAAUUCCCUGGUUGCGUUAACCUCACGAUUAUCCUUCUGAAAUCUGAUCAUGGCUCUGUGAGUGAAGCAGCAGCAGGACUUUUAAGAACCAUAUCUUCUGUCAAUAUAUACAGAGCUUCAGUUGCAGAAGCAGGAGCAAUAGAAGAAAUAAAUGGUCUCCUUAGUAGGCCCAAUCUUCCUGGAGAGGUUAAGGAACAAUGUGUAUGCACUUUAUGGAAUUUAUCUGUUGAUGAGAAGAUCAGGGUGAAGAUGGCAAAAGUUGAUUUUCUUCUUCCAAAACUUGUUAGGUUUCUUGGUGACGAGGAUAUCAAAGUUAGGGAGGCAGCAGGAGGUGUAUUAGCAAAUCUAGCCCUAAGUCCAUCUAGUCAUGAAAUUAUGGUAGAGGCUGGUGUCAUUCCCAAGCUGGCAGAGAUCUUAAAAAACAAAGAAGAAGAAUCAAAGACCAUUAAAAAGGAAGCAAGGAAUGUAUUGCUGGAACUGGCUAACGAUGAAUACUACAGAAUACUUAUUGUAGAAGAAGGAUUUGUCCUUGUCCCAAUUGUUGGGGCAGAUGCCUAUAAGUCCUUUAGUUCUCCUUCUCAUUCUUGGCCUACUUUACCAGAUGGAACCGAGAUCAAAAGGGAUCCUUCAACCCCUUCCAAAUAUGGUGCGGGGGAACUUUUAUUGGGUCUCAAUAUUAAAGAUAAAAACAUCAAUUUAGAAGAAGGAAAGGUGGAUGCUAUAGUGGGGCGGUCCCAGCAGCAAUUCCUUGCACGAAUUGGUGCUAUAGAAAUGGAAGAGGGAAUAAAACUUGAUCCUGGAGCAGCUCCACAUCCGCGAUUCACUCUUUUGCCAUGGAGGGAUGGGGUUGCUCGCUUGGUUUUGAUACUUGGGCUUGAAGAUGUGUCAGUUAUCGAAAAAGCUGCACACUCAAUUGCUGUUUCUUGUAUCAAUGAGCACAUUAGGCUUUUGUUCAAAGAAGCAGGAGCAAUAAAACGCUUGGUAUGCUUGCUAGCUCAUGAUAAUGAUGCUGUUAGAUUUGCUUCAGCUCAUGCAUUGGAUAGGCUCUCUAUCAGUUAUAAUGUUUCCCGGAUAAUUGAAUCACAUGGUGUUGUGGAUCCUCUGUUGGAUAUUUUAAAGGACGUAAAUACAUCGCAAAGUCUUAUUGAGAAGGCUAUGAGCAUACUCUCUUGGAUUUCCAAUCCUGAUGAAGAAAUGAUGAAUACAAUUCAAGGUUCUCUGGACCAAAGUUCUGAGUUCAUAGCUGGACUAGAAGGAGCUUUAAGUGAACCAUCAGAAUUGAAAGAAACCACCACUAGGGAAAAGAUUUUAAAAUCUGGUGUUAUUCCUCACAUUAUUGAAACUAUGAAGUCAUCAACUCCAGCCUUGCAACAGAAAGCUGCUUGUAUUCUUGAGAACAUAGCAAUUAAUGAACAUUAUGCAACUGCAAUCACUGGAGAGGGAGUUGCUUCUGGGCUGGAACAUUGUUUUCGACUAAAAUGCAAAGAUGAAAAUGAAGAGAAUGAAGUGAUUCAGCGAGAGUUGGAUGCCAUAGAAGCCGAAGAAGUUGGGCUGGCUGUUAGUGCAGCCUCACGACUUUUGACAAGGUUAUUGGCCUUUGAAGAAUGCUGCCAAGCCAUCGAUUCCACACACUUCUUUCACAUUCUUUGUCGAGUACUCAAAUCUAACAUCCCUCUUCGCGCAAAAGACUGGGUUGCAGCAUGUCUUAUAAAGCUUGAAACAUUGGCUGGGCCCAGUGGGAAUCUCGAUUGCCCCAUUGACAUGGAGGUCACCCUUCACGAGACGAUCCCUAGAUUAGUUGAAGAGAUGAGGAGUUCUUUCUCCUCGGAACUGCAAGAGGCGGCUGUGGUGGAACUCAACCAGAUAAUCUCUCGAGGAGUGGCAGACUAUGCAAGGCAGGUUGCUGCUCGUGGGGGUAUAUUCCCAUUGGUCAAGCUAAUUGAUCAAGGUAGUGAGAGGGCUCGAAAUGCUGGCUUGGCCAUCUUGUAUAACUUGAGCAUGGACAGUGAGAACCAUGCUGCCAUAAUGGCUGCUGGGUCAGUUCCGGUACUGCGAAGGAUAGUUUUAUCAGAGAGGCCUCAAUGGACUCGAGCACUCCAUUUACUGCAGACCUUACCUACUUAAUGGGCUCUUCUUUGGUCAUUUUCAGACAUCACAUGGGUUUUUGACGAUUCAAUACGAGAAACAUGCGUACAUGAGCAAGAUUGUAUCGUUGUAAAUUGAAGAUUCGUUUGUAAUGAUAAUUAUACAAGAGGAAAGAAUGGGCAAAUAGAGAAGCAUUUUGUAAGGA
Amborella trichopoda is the source of this 2761-nucleotide messenger RNA. RefSeq names its product ARM repeat superfamily protein. The record is from RefSeq and is a predicted model, not a curated record. NCBI's taxonomy places the organism in Eukaryota, Viridiplantae, Streptophyta, Magnoliopsida, Amborellales, Amborellaceae. Gene Ontology annotation, molecular function: protein binding.